UAACGGUAAUCAGACUGCAGACACGAGGCGACGCACACGUCACUGUGCUCCACAUAGAACAAGCUCUGACAUCACAUGGCCUCCAUGGCUGCCAUGACAACGCUCUUUCCCCUUGAGGAUCCACACGGCGAAAACAUCACACCCUCGACUGACUACAUCGACUACAGCAAUGAAGAUGACCUGAUGUGCGACCGGACCUCAGUGCGUGACUUCCGAGGUUCCUACGAGCCGCCGCUCUUCUGGAUGAUCACUGUGGUCGGAGGUUUGGGGAACCUGGCGGUGGUUUGGAUUUAUCUUAACUUCCAGCGGCGGCUCAAGACCAUGACGGACAUCUACCUGCUGAACCUGGCAGUGGCUGACUUGCUCUUCCUGGUCACCUUGCCUCUGUGGGCAGCCGAGGCUUCCUACGGUUGGAGAUUUGGCAUCGCCCUCUGCAAGAUUAACUCCGCGCUCUACAAGGUCAAUCUCUUCAGCAGCAUGCUGCUGCUCACCUGUAUCAGCAUCGACCGCUACAUUGUCAUUGUGCAAACCACCAAGGCGCAGAACUCCAAGAUGGAGCGGCAGCGCCGCAGUCAACAGGUGUGUCUGUUGGUCUGGCUGCUCGCCGUGCUGCUGGCCACACCCGAGUUCAUAUUCUCCACCCCCAAAGGGAACGAGGACUCCUGGGAGUACUGCAGGUUGGUGUUUCCACCAAAUGUGGGGAACCGCACCAAGAUCAUGGUGCUGUCGCUGCAGGUCAGCGUGGGCUUCUGCCUGCCCUUCAUCAUCAUGGCCUUCUGUUACAGCUUCAUCAUCGCCACGCUGCUCAAGACCCGGAACUUCCAGAAGCACAAGGCCAUGCGUGUCAUCCUGGCGGUAGUGGCAGUCUUCAUAGUCUCCCAGCUGCCCUACAACUGUGUCCUGGUAACGGAGGCGGUCCAGGCCGCCUAUGUGACCAUAAGGAAGUGCGAGGAGCUGAAACACUUUGAUGUAGCAGGUCAGGUGCUGAAGAGCCUGGCCUACAUGCACGCCUGCCUCAACCCCUUCCUCUACGCCUUUGUGGGUGUGCGUUUCCGCCAUGACCUGCUGCGGCUGCUGCAGGUGUGCCGCUGCAGCGGUGAGGUCAGUAAAGCAGGUCAGCAUCACCGGGUGAGAUCAGUGAUGUCGGACACAGACACCUCACAGGCGCUGUCACUGUAGCCGCCACCAAUGGCGUGACUGUUAACAGGAAGUGAGCUUCCUGUUUGUGCUGCAGCUGCUGCGGUUUGUUUGUGAUGGUGACAGAUGAGUGAAUCAACGCUGCGCUUUUGUCACUCCCACUGCAGUCAAAGAUCAAAGUGGAACCCUAACGCACAACAGUUCUGACGUCUGUCCCACAAUGCAUUGCAUCAUCAAAUGAAAACACACCUGCACCUAUCAAAAGUGCACACGCCUGCUGCUCUUUGUCUUUAUUUUUUCAUGACACCAUCAAAGCUUUGAAACGUCUGCUCAUUAAUGUCAGAGUGAAAACAAAACAUCCAAAUUGAUCAUAAAUCAGCACUUAUAUUCAUGAAGAUGAGCAAUUAAACAAUCCGUUACUUUAUGGAGGCAUGAAAGAGUAUAAAAACUGUUUUUGAUUUGAUGUAAUCCUUUUUAAAACAUGCAUGUGGCCUUUUCAUUGCCACUGUAGAUACUGCAGAUCCUGGGUCAGUUUUCUAUCAUGUCCUGAUCAUAAAUGACUCAUCAGACAGGUUCUGAAUCAGUUUUGUAGAAAAGCUCAUGUGCCAUAUUUUCGAGAGUAAACAUUGCAUCUGUUCUCUGGAUUAUUGCAUCUGUAAUUUCAGGUUUUUUGUGUGUUGUUCUCAUGUACAUUUAUUAUUGGAGUGUAUUUUAUUUAGUCCCUUGUUACUGAAAAAUUCUAAAAUAAACGUAAAAUAAAUAAAGUUAUUAAUGUUAAAAAAAGAACCUGUGGAGCAGAACUCACAGAACCUCCAAAACUACUACAAAAUAACUGACUGUACUUCAGAAAAUAUGGUACUUUAAUGAAUGUACGCAUUGGAAUUUUAAAAAACUGAUUUUCAGUGAUACAAAAGGCAAAAUGUGAAUGUAAAUAUGUCAUGUUUAUGAAUGGAAAAUGAAUGCAAACAAAGCUGCUUUGAUG
Thalassophryne amazonica is the source of this 2119-nucleotide messenger RNA. It is a transcript of the gene ccr9a, whose product is annotated as chemokine (C-C motif) receptor 9a. Gene Ontology annotation, molecular function: chemokine receptor activity. Bases 76 to 1179 code for a protein of 367 amino acids. Gene Ontology annotation, biological process: G protein-coupled receptor signaling pathway; immune response; chemotaxis. Gene Ontology annotation, cellular component: membrane. Lineage: Eukaryota; Metazoa; Chordata; Actinopteri; Batrachoidiformes; Batrachoididae. The record is from RefSeq and is a predicted model, not a curated record. The transcript is spliced from 3 exons.